Morus notabilis is the source of this 2099-nucleotide messenger RNA. RefSeq lists its product as uncharacterized. The coding region runs from base 246 to 1175 and encodes 309 amino acids. The transcript is spliced from 4 exons. The record is from RefSeq and is a predicted model, not a curated record. Lineage: Eukaryota; Viridiplantae; Streptophyta; Magnoliopsida; Rosales; Moraceae.
GUUAUCUCUCUCUAAGUCACAGCUUUAUUCUCUUAUUCUCUCUUCUUUGCACGAUUUGCAUUCAUAGUUUUAGGCGUGCGCCGAAAGAAAACGAUCAAAUCUUUUAAUUUCUCAGCCCUUGGUUUAAGCGCAUUUUUCUUAGAAAAACCCUAGAGCUCCGAUAGAUCCCCUUGCGUUUUCGUGAGCAGAUUUCAAGCCACCUGCAAGCCAACGCCAAGCUUCUACAUGAAAGUAAGUUACUUCAAAUGGUUCAGCAAACCAUAGAUUCUAAAUUCAGUGAAUAUGGGAUGGGCAAUUCUGAAACUGACUUGCCUACUGGUGAUAAGCAAUUACCAGUUGCUAUAAAGAAGACAGUGUUGAGGGAUCUGCAAAACAAUAAUAUAAUUACAGUUCCCAAUUCUAAUGGAAACUCUCCUUUACUAAAGGAUAGAGGACCUAUCACCGAUACCACUAAACUUUCUGGCACAAAGAGAGCCUCACCUGAGUGCCCAGAGAGCCCUUCUCAACACUAUUCUCCUAACAAUAAUUCCCCGAAUGGGCAUCUUGUCUAUGUCCGCAGAAAGUCGGAGGCGGAAUUAGGCAAGAGCAGCACUUGUGAUAGCGCAAACAUCAAUACUAAUUCUUCAACUAUAAGGCAACUUGGUCAGCAGCAGGAGACCACACAACCUACAUCUCAAAUUAAGGAGCCAAAAGUAUCUUGUUUUCCAGCAAUCGCCCCUUUUACGGUGUCUUCUUCCAUGAUCCCAUCUGGAAAACCCUCUGUUCCUCCUCCUCCCGGAAAGUCUGGUAUGAGGUUAGCGUCAGCAGAAUCUGAUCAGCUUCCUGUUGCUUCUGGUACCCCAGCAGAACCCACCCAUCAACCCCGUGUUUCCGCAGCCCCAACAUUGGAUAAUCUAAAAGCAUUAAGAAAUCUGCACUGGGAAGAUCGUUAUUACCGGCUACAGUUACUAUUGAAGAAACUGGACCAAUCACAGCAAGAGGAAUAUGUUAAGAUGCUUCGGUCACUCUCCUCAGUUGAGCUAAGUAGACAUGCGGUUGAGUUGGAAAAGAGGUCAAUUCAGCUCUCACUAGAGGAAGCAAAAGAGUUGCAGCGGGUUGGGGUUCUGAAUGUUCUAGGAAAACCAUUGAAGCCGACAAUCUUACCCUCAACUUAUCAAGACCGGCAGGAGAAGUAAGAUGGUCUCCGCUCCACCGUCCCAGCCUUCAGGAGGAGGGGGUUUUAGGGUUUUCAGUGCUGAAGCCUGAUAAACUUAUGCCAACUUGUUUUUUUUUUUUUUUUUCAUGGUCUUAUCUGCAAGUCCUGCUGUUUCCCUGUUUUGACUACACUAUUCAUCUUCUCGGUAUGCAAUGAUUUUCAGCCGUCAGGGUGGAAGCUGGUGACGAUUAUUACCUGCACUUGGAGCAGCGUUUUUCACAGCAAUGCAAUGCCUCAUUUGCAGUAUGCUUGUUAGUCUUUAGCUUUCAUCUGAUGGUUAUUUUCAUCAAUGGCCAUAAGAAUAUUCACUUAUCUCACUCCGGCCCUCCAACAUUUAUUAUUAGCUGAUAUACCUACCCCAACGUUUAUGAAGUGUAGUUUUGAUCUCUCUAUUUUUAGAUGAAAUCUAACACGAGGAUUGCACGUCAGGUUUUAAAAAGGGAUAACAAGGUGAAAAAAAAGAAGUAUAGUUUUGAAACGAAGUUCUAUUUCUUUUUUCUUUUGGAACUUUUCAAAACUACAUUUUCUCCUCUUUCUUCCUUUCUUUCUUUUUUUAGCCAUUUUAUCUGUUUUAAAAUGCUCCUGAACAAUCCUUAUGUUAGAUUUCGUUUGGAAAUAGAAAGUUUAUUAAUAGAAGGAUCAAAACUAUAUAUUUUAUAAAUGUCGGGUAGGUAGAGCUUUAACAAUAAAUAUUGGAGGAUUAGAGUAAAUGAAUAUUCUCAUGGGCCAUUGGUGAAAAUAACGCAUCUAUAGUCAAUCGAAGAUAUUAUGAUUGGAAGACUUGUUGUACUAAUGUCCUAUGUCAAAACAUAAUAACUAAUUAUUUGUGUAUAGUUAUCUUUUGCUUAUGAACUCUUUAAUAUAAGAGGUCAUAACCCGGGUUAUUAAUAUAAUAUAUACUUUU